Molecule: messenger RNA, 1637 nt
Organism: Cimex lectularius (bed bug)
Lineage: Eukaryota; Metazoa; Arthropoda; Insecta; Hemiptera; Cimicidae
Product: protein ALP1-like
Exons: 2
Coding region: 367-1533 (388 amino acids)
Source: RefSeq, a predicted model, not a curated record
GUGUCGGAGCGCCGAGAAAAGGCAAUCCCGCACGACUGGAGUGUUAUGCGGGACUGGAAUGGGCAAAGUGCUGUUUUGCCCCUUCAAUCGAGAGGGUAGGCAAACCCGCAAUACAGGGGUGUAAUGCGGGUUUAGUAUACCCUCUACCCGUGUCCGAAGUUUCAAGUCCCUAAAGGCCUUGGCACACAGAACGCGAUCUGUCGCGGCGGGCAGCGAUCCCGCGAUCUCCUUGGCGAUCGGCGAUACAGCUAUGCCACAUGCAAUGCGAUAUCUGUGUGAGCGAGCCAGUAUUGUAGAACAAGUUCGCAGUAAGGUUCUCUAAAAUGUAUAUACUACAAUACUACUACUAUACAUUACUAAAAUGUAAUGAGUAGUUCUGACGAAGAGGAAUUCUUGCUUCUUUUCGCGUUUGUACAGAGUACCAGCACAAGAAGACGAUUUUGGGUGCACCCAAUAAAUCAAAGGAGAGAAGAACUUGGUGAAUACCACCGUCUCUGUCGUGAACUACAUUCUCAUGAAGACAGGUUUUUUUCAUAUUUUCGCAUGUCGAGGCAAAGUUUUGAGGAGCUACAUGAAGUACUGCGACCCAGGAUUGAGAGGAUCACUACGAAUUGGAGAAGACCUAUUGAAACAAGAGAAAGAUUAGCCGUAACUUUGAGGUAUCUGGCAACAGGCGACAGUCACCAGACAAUCGCUUUUUCGUUUCGUCUGGGACGUUCAACUGUUUCCAAAAUUGUGAGAGAAGUCUGUCGAGAAAUAUGGAAUGCUUUACAGCCAAUUUAUUUGCCUGCUCCCACAACGCAACUGUGGAAAAAAGCAGAGGAAGGUUUUUCAUCUUUAUGGGGUUUUCCAAACUGUAUUGGAAGCAUAGAUGGAAAACACAUAAAAUUAAAAUGUCCCAAGAAGAGUGGAUCCAAGUUCUUUUGUUACAAAAAUCAUUUUUCACAAGUUCUUCUGGCGGUAGUAGACCCACUCUACAAGUUUAUGGUAGUUGAUGUUGGAAGUUACGGGCGACAUAGUGACAGUGCUAUUUUUGAGAAUUCAGCUUUCUACCGGCAGUACAUUUAUGAAAAAACAAUUCUCUCCCCAAAACCACUUCCUGGUACAGAUACCCCAGUUCCUCACGUUAUUGUUGGUGAUGAAGGGUUUGCACUACAACCUUACCUAAUGAGACCGUAUCCCAAAGCCACUAUGAUCUCCGAUUCAAGAAAAAAAAUUUUCAAUGCACUGCUCAGUCGAGCACGUCGUGUAGUUGAAAAUGCGUUUGGUAUAUUGGCUAUGAAAUGGCGAGUAUUUUUAAGACCAAUCGAAACAGAUGAAUCAACUGCAGAAUGGAUAGUUAAAGCAGCUUGCUGUUUGCAUAACUACAUUAUGAUAAAGAAUGAUGGAGAACAACAUUCAAGUAAUGAGGAAAUGGAAGAAGUCUCAGGGCCUAUGAAAGCUUUGGAACGAACAUUGCCUACCAAUCGAAGAUCAACAGCUACAGCAAUUCAAAUCCGUGAACAGUUUGCUGAUUAUUUUGCUGCUCGAUAAUAAAUUAUUUUUAUAUUUAAAUUAGGUAACACAGUAAUGUAUUUUAACAAACUGUUGAAACACCAUUGUUUUGAAGUGUAGAAAAGAAGAUAUUUGUACUUACU